AUGACCAGGGAUUCGAAAUCAACCGAGGAAAAACUUCAGAUUGAACUCUGGCUGCCGCAGGAGUGGGAAUUGGGCUGGAUCCGAACACGAAUCAAUGGUCAGAAUGUCGAUCGUCACAUCUCCUUUGGCGGAAUUCAAUUCGUUCACCCCAAGUUGAUCGAUGUCAAGUCCCGCUUAAUUGUGCAAACACUGCAUUGCGUACCCUUCGUCACUCUCUCCUAUGUCUGGGGAGAGGCGGCCUCACGCACCUUUAAGGAAAAAGCGCUGGUAUCCGAGUCGUAUCAUCCAAUUGCUCUUCUCGAAGGAAACAUUCCUCAAACUUUUGAGGACGCUAUCGGUUUCACAAAGCGUCUAGGAGAGCGAUACAUCUGGAUUGACGGUUUGUGCAUUCCUCAAGAUGAACCUGGCAUUAAAGCACAGCAAAUCUCGCAGAUGGAUCAGAUUUACUCCAGCAGUAUCUGUACCAUAGUUUCGCUCGAGUCAGGCGUCGAGGGAGGAUUGCCAGGGUCCAGCUACAAAUCCUCAAGAAAUGUCGACCAAUAUCUCGAACAGUUACCUGGAGGUUUAAAAGUAGCUAGCCCAUUAAUGAGCCUCAGGCUGCUCAUGGAAGGAUCUGCCUGGGAAACACGAGCAAUCAUACCAGACCUGUGCCAUGCCAUCUUGAGCUAUCCGGGACAAAGCUUGGGCGACCUAUGUUCGGCAACGCCAGUUAGGAUCGUUUUGGACAACGGGUGUGUUCCGAAUAAUUUCGACCAGCCGGUUUUUGUCUUCGAUCUUGGCAAUAAUAAUACGAGCGAGGAGAUUAUUGGUACUCCGCAUAUUAGAUAG
Messenger RNA from Fusarium oxysporum Fo47, 828 nucleotides. RefSeq names its product heterokaryon incompatibility protein-domain-containing protein. The transcript is spliced from 4 exons. The record is from RefSeq and is a predicted model, not a curated record. The coding region runs from base 1 to 828 and encodes 275 amino acids. NCBI's taxonomy places the organism in Eukaryota, Fungi, Ascomycota, Sordariomycetes, Hypocreales, Nectriaceae.